CAAAAACUGUCACCUAGUCCUGAGCAAACACGUACAGGACUAUGAGUGCAAAGUACUGUAUAACACUAAAGGAUGUGCAGGAUGCUCAAGCCAACAUCCAGGGCCUUAUUCACACAACCCCAAUCAUAACCAGCUCGAGUCUAAAUGCUUUAGCAGGACGUAAGCUGUUCUUUAAAUGUGAGCUGCUACAGAAAACAGGUUCUUUCAAGAUAAGAGGGGCAUUAAAUGCUGUGAAAAACUUACCAGCAAAUGAGCCAGUGGCUGUUGUGACACACAGCAGUGGGAACCAUGGGCAGGCCUUGGCACUGGCUGCACAGAUGAGAGGAAUCCCUGCACAUGUGGUAGUGCCCCGGACAGCGGCAUCUUGUAAGAAAGCAGCAAUCUCUGCCUAUGGUGCUCAAAUCAUAGAGUGUGAGCCCAACGACAAGUCCCGAACAGAGGUGGCAGCACAGACUGUAAAUGACGUUGGGGGUAUAUUAGUUCACCCCAAUCAGGAUCCGGCUGUGAUCGCAGGACAGGGAACCAUUGCACUGGAGGUGCUUCAGCAGGUUCCAGAGAUUGAAGCACUGGUUGUUCCAGUUGGAGGAGGGGGGAUGCUGGCAGGGAUAACAAUUGCUGCUAAGGCAAUCAAGCCUGAAGUGAAAAUAUUUGCAGCUGAACCUCUAAAUGCAGAUGACUGCUAUCGCUCAAAGAUAAAUGGACAGCUGACUCCUAACCUCAAGCCUCCAACAACCAUUGCAGACAGUGUGAAGACUAGCAUUGGACCCAACACGUGGCCUAUAAUCCGGGAUCUGGUAGAUGAUGUGCUUGUCAUCAGUGAGGAAGAAAUUAAGGCAGCUACACGCCUUGUAUGGGAAAGACUGAAGCUGCUGAUAGAACCAACAGCAGGUUUGGGUUUGGCUGCAGUUCUCACCACACAUUUUCAAGAGGUUGCUGGCAACAUUCAGAAUAUAGGUGUAGUGCUCUGUGGUGGAAAUAUCGAUUUGGCAAGCGCAGAAUGGCUACAUGAAUGAAAUUACAGCAGGAUGGAGACAUCUGAACGAGCAAAUCUUGUCACUGCUGCAGCAAACCAGAACUGGUUUAAGACUGGAAGCAGUAGAAGGCAACUUUGUUUCACACAGUAGCGGACAACACAGAUUUUGGAAUUUGUUAUAAUUGAUUCCAUGGCUUAAAAUAAAUACAGAUUUAAUUGUGGGUCUUUAUCAAGGCACUCAGACUAGGAACUGGUACUGACUUAGUCCAUUUCCACCUCUGUAAUGUCAACUGUGUUUUCGUUCUUAACCCAAGUGACAGGUCGAGGCACAUAUGGGUCAAAGGUCCAUUUAGGAUAUACACGCUUAUACAGGUUCAUUAACACGGUGUCCUGUGAUUUCAACUGCCCAUCAAAAUGGCACUUCAUGUGUCCAUGGGUUCCUGACCAGACAAAAAACAGAAUAUUAUUCCUUUUAACAAAAGAUGGAAUACAGUGUAUCUCAUUGGGUAAUAGAAGAUAGAUAGAUAGAAGGCACUAAACAAAAAAAAAAA
Messenger RNA from Xenopus tropicalis (tropical clawed frog), 1524 nucleotides. RefSeq names its product serine racemase (gene srr). Gene Ontology annotation, molecular function: ammonia-lyase activity; pyridoxal phosphate binding; L-serine ammonia-lyase activity. NCBI's taxonomy places the organism in Eukaryota, Metazoa, Chordata, Amphibia, Anura, Pipidae. The record is from RefSeq and is marked provisional. Gene Ontology annotation, biological process: amino acid metabolic process. The transcript is spliced from 8 exons. The coding region runs from base 42 to 1013 and encodes 323 amino acids.